Messenger RNA from Ananas comosus (pineapple), 1340 nucleotides. RefSeq names its product transcription factor bHLH93-like. Gene Ontology annotation, biological process: regulation of DNA-templated transcription. NCBI's taxonomy places the organism in Eukaryota, Viridiplantae, Streptophyta, Magnoliopsida, Poales, Bromeliaceae. Bases 133 to 1101 code for a protein of 322 amino acids. The record is from RefSeq and is a predicted model, not a curated record. Gene Ontology annotation, cellular component: nucleus. Gene Ontology annotation, molecular function: DNA-binding transcription factor activity; sequence-specific DNA binding; protein dimerization activity. The transcript has 5 exons.
AUUCCAUUCUCAGUUUAUAUAUAUAUAUAUAUUUAUAUAUAGGCUCUUAUAAUAGAGUUCUAAUAGAAACAAUACAACAUCCAUUACAGGGAAUAAUUGUCCCUCUAAAUUUUGCGUAUUAAUUACUUGGCAAUGGAGUUGGAUGAGAAUGGCUUCUUGGAGGAGCUCCUCUCGAUGUCGAUGCGGAGGGAGAGCACCUGGGACGCGUUCUCCGCCGCGGCGGCGGCGGCCGCGGGCAUCGGCGAAUUCUUCGCCGCCGGGGAGGGGGGAUUCGACUGCUUCAUGCACGAAAGCCAGCCGUGCGCCGCCGUCCUCCCCGGAUUCGCGGCGGCGUUCGACGCCGGCUGCAGCGACAGAAGCCACGACGUGCACCGAGCGACGACGACGGAGCCGAAUUUCGACUGCUUGAGCGAAGUUUGGUUCCCGGCGCCGCCGUUGCCGCCGCCGCCUGCGGAGGGCGCGCUCGACGUCGGGUUGGUGCAUGGGGGGGAGAGCAGCGUUUGUAAGGUGGAGAUGGGGGAUCCGAUGGCCUUCGGGACGGCGGUCGGCGGGGAGAGGAAGAAGAAGAAGGCGGACGGUGUGCCGUCGAAGAACCUCAUGGCGGAGCGGCGGCGGAGGAAGCGGCUCAACGACCGGCUCUCCAUGCUCCGGUCCGUCGUCCCCAAGAUCAGCAAGAUGGAUAGAACAUCUAUUCUAGGGGACACCAUUGACUACAUGAAGGAGCUGCUAGAGAGGAUCAAGCAUUUGCAAGAGGAGAUGGAAGUGGGCUCAGAGAAAGCAAAAUUAGUGAGCCUCUUUAAGGAUCAGCUCAACCCAAAUGAGAUCCUAGUUAGGAACUCUCCCAAGUUUGAUGUUGAGAGGAGAGAGAGUGACACGAGGAUAGAGAUUUACUGUGCAAUGAAGCCCGGUUUGCUGCUACAAAUGGUGGACACUUUGGACGCUCUAGGGUUAGAGAUUCAGCAGUGUGUUGUGAGCUGCUUCAAUGAAUUUGGUAUGCAAGCUUCUUGCUCAGAGGACAUGGAGCAGAGGGCACUGAUGACCUCAGAAGAGGUAAAGCAGGCACUGUUCAAGAAUGCAGGUUAUGGAGGCAGGUGUUUGUAGAUGUGAACAGAAGAAGCCUAAUUAAUUUCAUCAUCUCUUAAUUUGGUCUCAAAAGUUUUUACAAGCUUUGAGAUGAACAGCUUUUAUCCUGUUUGUUUGUAGCUUCCAUGUACUGCUUAGUUACUGUAUCCUUUUCUUAAAGAAUUAAGGUGACUAUAAAUGUGAGGGUGCUCUCCUAUCCUUCACUUAAAAAAAAAUAAUAAAAAAAAAUAGAAGAGGCUGACAUAUGUUUAGUAAUA